AUGAAGCUCUCUCUACUCUGUCUCGGCCUGGUAGCCGCUGUCUGCAGUCUCAGUGCAAAGGCCGAUACGUCGACGAGGGCAUUGUCCUCCGUUGAGGCCGCACUGGUAGCGGCUGUCCUUAAUCUUCAGUCAAACACUACCUUGCUCGCUACGGCGGCAAGCACCACAUCAGCCUCUACACCGACAAGCGCCAGCUCGACUGCUUCGCUCAGCAGACGUGAACGAUACAAUCUGGGUAACAUCCUGGCCAAACGUAGCGACUAUGUCACACUUACCAAUGGCACGAACCCUAUCGAUGGCAGUGCAGCGCUCAAGGCUCCCGGAUACCUGACGUACAAAGUCAUCUCCAAUACCACAACCUAUUCAGCUGCGAAGGCUGCAUGCCUCAACUACUGCGACUCGACAAAGGGCUGCAUUGCUGCGAACAUGUAUCAGGAGAUCAACAACCCCCUCCUAGACCUAGUAUUUAGCGAGAAAUCCAACCGAAAGUGUGCAUUGUUCUCGACGGUGCCUUGCCUUUCGGGACUGACAAAUAGGGGUGGACAAAGACUGUACGGCAACAAUAGCCCAGCAAAUUACAUCAUCAAUUCUGCCGUCUUCUACAAGGACAAUGGUCCAGCCACCCCUCCUGGCUACGCUGCAAGCUAUGGUCCCAGCACUGAGGCUGUCAGUCUUUUCGACUCUAGCUUCCUCGACUGGCAGCUCGUACCCUCGUACGACCCGGCACUGUGUGCGAAUAUCUGCAACGACUCCAACCAUACCAGUUGCGUCUUCUUUGACAUCUGGACUGCAGACAUCCAGUCCAGAAAUACUGCCACCGUAUGCACCCUCUACUCCGCUGCCAAGACCGCAUCAGAUGCCACUAUGUCCAAUGUGGACGUGCUCAUAGUCACGAACUCUAGGGGCUACUCUCGCUCGACCUAA
Microstroma glucosiphilum is the source of this 924-nucleotide messenger RNA. RefSeq lists its product as hypothetical. The transcript is spliced from 2 exons. The record is from RefSeq and is a predicted model, not a curated record. The coding region runs from base 1 to 924 and encodes 307 amino acids. NCBI's taxonomy places the organism in Eukaryota, Fungi, Basidiomycota, Exobasidiomycetes, Microstromatales, Microstromataceae.